Bombyx mandarina (wild silkworm) is the source of this 6272-nucleotide messenger RNA. RefSeq names its product trafficking protein particle complex subunit 8 homolog l(3)76BDm (gene l(3)76BDm). Gene Ontology annotation, cellular component: TRAPPIII protein complex. NCBI's taxonomy places the organism in Eukaryota, Metazoa, Arthropoda, Insecta, Lepidoptera, Bombycidae. The record is from RefSeq and is a predicted model, not a curated record.
UAAUAACUUAUUAUUUAUUUGAAAGUGUUUUCAAAAUAACAUGUACAUAUUCAGUUAACUGUACAUAUUUAUAUUAAGCUAUACUUCAUUUAUUCAGCACCCGCAUAAAAAAACAUUAUCAAAAAUGGCUAGAACUGGAAAAACAGCCCAAGAUUUUAUUCAGAGUUCGUUUUCGCCUAUAGUUGCAGUACUAUGCAGUCAAAAGGUUGAAAAUAUUGUGUCGAAAAAUAAUGUAACGUUUCCUGAAUUAUUACAACCAUUUUGCAAUUUGGAUUGGGAAGGUCAGUUCCGUGAACCUGGUGGCAAUACUUGUGUCAUAAAAAAUAUGAAGCUAAUUGUGAGAGAUGUGAACUGGAAACCCCUACAGCCUACUGAGGCUAGAAGACAGCUCAAUAAUGCUGUUCUUUAUAAUUACAAUGACAAAACUAUAUCUGUUGAAUUAGCUGGUCGAAGUUUUUUAAUACCCCAAUCAACACAUUGGUUUGAUGCUUGGAGGGAAACAUACCUAGAUGUGCAAUUUCCAUCUGACCAUGAAUUCACAAAACAUUUCCUGUCAUGUAUUAUUGUGGGAACAACUGAUGAUGAAAAUGUUGUGGACACUUUCAAUGGCCUGAAUCAACAAUAUGCCCAACUACAGAAUGUAAUGCCACCAAAAUUACCUAAAUGGUUCAACAAUUGUAUUCUGAAAACAUAUUUACUACUUCAUGAUGUAUCUGUUGUUUCAAAAGAAAGGGCUGAUGCUGUGUUUGACACGUUGAAACAUGCUUUUGGACCUAAUAGUUGUUUUAUGCUUCCCAUUAAUUCUAAAAGUACGUCAGAUGCUAAUGUACCUGCAGAUUUAUGGAGCCAGUAUAUUAAGAGAUCUCCAGAUUCCACCAGUGACGUAGCUUCUACCCUCUCGAAUUUAGCAACAACGCCAGCAGAACAAGCCCCUAUAUUUCCAUCUCAAAACAUUAUUGAAAGAGGUGAAGACACAUUAACAGGGUCAGUACAAGAGAGUGUGCACCCACUGACAAGCCCAGAAACAGAUGUUUAUGACAAUGCCAACAGUUUGCAGACCCAUUCGUUUUCUGGCAGUGUAGAGAGUGUUAGCGUCAGCGCAAAAGGAAUUGAUUUAUCUACUGAAGUUCAUGGGGCUGCUUUAAACAACAACGAUAUAGAGGCCAUCAAAAAAUUCCUUCAAGAAUAUGCAUCAAAAGCCUUGUUGCCGUACAUAGAAAAGCAAAUCUCCCAGCUAUCUGAAUCAGUAGCCAACAGAAAAGGAGUAAGUAGAUCGCUUCUCUCUGCUACAAAAAGAUGGUUCGGCACUGGUAAAGGUGGAAAUGCUACCGGAAAUAGUGCAGUUGUAUACACAAAUGACUGUCCCGAACUACAGUUACGACGUUUGGGCGAUCUUUGGUUUUUGUGCGGGCAAUGGCAGCGGGCUUUCGAUACCUACCACACUGCCAAAAGAGAGUUCUAUGCGGACAGCGCGUGGCUCUGUUACGCGGGUGCACUCGAAAUGGCCGCAAUAAGUGCCUUUAUGGCUGGUGAUUCCAAUCGUAAAACUCAUGGAUAUUUAGAAGAAAGCAUCGUUACGUAUCUUAAUACUUGCAGAAUGGUACAGUAUGCUGUUCGAGCGACGUUGCUGUCGGUGAUUUGUUUGACUAGCAGCGGACUUCACGGUGAAGCCGCUAAACAAUUGAUACGCAUGACAUCAGAGGACAGCGACCUUCGUAGUGCUAUGCUUUUGGAACAAGCUGCACUUUGUUUCCUAUCGGGACCAGGCACGAAAGCCAUGUGUAGAAAAUACGCUUUUCAUAUGGUUUUGGCGGGGCACAGGUUUUCGAAAGCGGGCCAAAAGAAGCACGCCUAUCGAUGCUACAAACAAGCUCACCAGGUUUACAGCGGAAGCGGAUGGCGGCUAGCGACGGACCAUGUCCAGUUCGCGCUGGGCCGGCUCGCGGGCGCGCUGCGUCGGGCGCACGACGCCGUGCAGUGGCUGGCCGCGCCGCUCGCGCCUCACCCGCCGCAACCGCCUGCCCAGCAAGAAGCCUUCUUGAGAGAGUACAUGCAUGCACAUCAGCAAUGGCAAGAGAGUAGCGAGGAGCGUCGGAGCAGGCUGGAGAAGUUGCCGCUGCCGGUGGCGGAGGUGAGCAUGACGCGCGUGGCGUGCGCGGGCCCGGCGCCGCUGUCGUCGCCGCGGCGCUGCGGGGCGACCUCGCUGUGCGUGCACGCGCCGCGCCGCGACCCGCACGAGGAGCGCGUCUGGCGCACACUGGAGGAGAUGCUGGUGCAGGUAGCGCGCGGCGCCGUGCCUAUGAUAUUCAAGCCGACACUAGACCUUUACGAUGACACCACGGACUGUCAUCCGCUCGUGCCCCAAGGAGAACCGAUCCAGAUAUCUGUUACCUUAUGGAAUCCCUUGAAGAUAUCACUUAUACUGAAAGACGUGGAGUUGCUAUGGCGUUUUACACCGCUUAACGAGUCUGGUGACAGCGAUGACAAUAAUAGUAUCUACAAUGAAAUCGCUUUAGCACAAGGAGUGGAAGUAGCAAGUAACGUGAUUGUUGGACAAAAACUACCUUCAGUCGUUUUGGAAGGGGAUAGUAAAAAAUCAUUAAUAUUCUCCUUAACUCCUAUGAAAGUUGGACAAGUUUACAUUCAAGGAUUAGCGUACAAAUUAAUAAAUGCUGGAGAAGGCGCCUCUGAAAACAGUAGUACUGGUGUUUCAAUACAAGGGAAAGUAGAUUUAAUGUCUGGAGUAAAAAGUAUGGACAAGCGAUUGGAAAUUACUGUCAUACCAGAAGCGCCGUGUUUGCAGAUGACCUUCUCGGAGACUAAUCCAGAUAUAAUAAGUGGCGAAAUAAGAACUGUAGACGUGGAACUGACCAAUGUCGGACCCGUCGACAUGAAGAACGUUUUCAUCGCGGUCUCGCAUCCCGAAUGUGUCAGUGUGGUCACGCCGGAUAAUGUCGUUGAUGAUUUUAAAAUUUUAUACGAUGAAAAGUUUCGAGAAAUUACACCAAAUUCAGAGGAGCGCGGCAGGGGCGCGGAGGCGUGGCGGCGCGCGGCGGCGCGGCACGUGCGGGCGGCGCGCUGCGGGCCGGCCGUGCUGCUGCUGCGCCCGCACAGCGCCGCCGCGCGCCUGCACGUGCUCGCCUACUACGAGACCGGACUCGAGCGCCGCCCCUACAGACUGCUCAGACACGUCUUCCGAUUCAAUGUAGUGGACGCUGUUGAUAUCACUAUAAACCCGAGACGAAGCCUUAAAACCGUUAACGAAAGCGUUGCCGAGAUUGUCAACUUAUCUGUGGAAGUAUCAAAUAUUUCCGAAAAUAAAAGUGACCAAAUAAAUAUUGAGCUUUUGGAAGCGGCGUUUUUGAGUCGACAAUGGAAAAUAACAAACCUUAUCGCCGCCCGAGACAAGAAUGACAUUUUGGCGCCCCGCGAAAAACUUCAUCUUGUAUUUAAGGGUCACAGAAUUCUCGAAGCAGUUCCCGAGGGACGAGUUGAAACUUCUUGUGUUAAAAUUUCGGAAGGACAUCCGGACUCUAUUGCUGAUAUUACAUCGCCGCCAUAUUCUAAAUUUAUGAUUAACAAAAAAUCUUCAUUCAUCGAUUCAGCAGACAACACAUUCAACCAAGACAUAGAAAAAAGGUCUGGUUUACUCCAGUCUAUGUUCGUUCUUCGAUGGAAAGCACAAGAUGAAACGACAGGGCGAUCUGCAGUCGGCCAACAUUGUUUAUGGUUGGAUUGUUUCAACAAGGUGCAAUACGGGGAAAAAGUAUUAGUUACUGACAACAAUCCUCCCUUACCCCUCGAUGAAAACGAGAGUAAGCUUGACGUUACUGAAAAUAAAAAAAAUAUUAAAAAAGACAACGUUGUAAUGUUCAAGAUGGAGCAUUCGAAACAGAUAAAUCACGAUUUCAACGAAAGAAGACUUUGUAUUAUUCCAGUCACAUUGAGUAUUGUUAACUGUUAUGGAGUCCCUGUAAGGGUGUUUAUAAACAUGAGCAAACAGAAAAACAGGGAAACUUCUGGAAGGGAGCUCGGGUGGACAGGGGCGCUGCACAACGGACCCGACGCGGACUCUAAAGAAAUAGGCGUCAGUAUUCAUCUCAAGAAAUUUGAAACGCGCCGCGUUCAAGUGCAGGGCGUCUGCGCGGCUCCCGGCACCUACCUCGUCGGAUCGGCAUUCACUGUUACGACACAAGGAACAGAACCGCACAUGAAUGUAACGGAUGUCUCGAACAACACGUCCUUAUUGGUUUUACAGCAAGCGUAAUCGUUUAUCAUCAAAAAUGAUAUCAUAUAAAAAUGAAAAACCUACGGCAGUAUGUAUACAUUUAACACUAUUUAAUUUUAAAAGAACUACCGUCAUGCAAACAAAGUAAAAACGACUUUAAAAAUAUUUAGGAAGUUCGGUAAAAAUAACAAGUAAAGGGACUCUUAUUUAUUUUAACAUAAUACUUAUGAUUAUCCAUAUAUGUAUUCUGUGUUUAGUAUUUCAUAAGAGCGAAGGUAUUCUUGUACUAUUGAAAUCAUUGUUUUAAACAUAUCUUGACAGUUGAUACUACCAAACAAGCCCUAACACAUUCUGACAUAGUGUCGUAGUAGUCGCUAGGCCGAGGGUCGUGAGUUAAACUGCCUCUCAUCAGAUUAAUCGGUUGUUCAAUACCUAUAUUUUUAUAUGUUUAAAUGUAUAAAAGUAUGAAUAUGAAUCUCUGGUUCCGAUAGUACAAAGAUUCGUAGUUUCUCUCUCGUCUAAAAUCCCCAAUUAUUAAUAUUAUUAUUAUUAUUUGCAACUUUUGUUAUUGGCAGCACGUAAAUUUGAUGUAAUAGGCACUUUAGUUUGUUGCCGCAGGCUCGGAAUUUGUUUUAACGAAAUCAAAUUUUAACACGAAAAGAUUGAACAGAAAAGUAUAACCAUAUUUUCAGAAUCAAUGCACCCAUAGACAAAUCAUCGUUUUUUAUUGUGGGUAGUACAGGUCAAAUGUCGUACUUAUUAGGUUAAAAUACUGAUAUUAAUGCAUUAAGUGUUGGUUUUAUUUAGCCUAUGUUUAUUUUAUAUUAAUUUAUUACAGUUACAUAAUAAAUAUGAAAAAAAAUGGAAAUAAUGUAUAACAAAUGAAACUGUCGGCGUAAGAAUAGCUUAUGCUCGGAAAGUUCGACAGUGACAAUUCUGUAUUUUCUGAAAGUAAUUUAUAGCGACAAUAUUGAGACUUGAUUAAUUUUUCCCGUAAUUCGUUCGAAAUUGCAGACUAGCCUAUAUAUUUAAUUUUAAGGUAAUACCAAAAACACCUAUUCGUUUAUUGAAGUGCUAGUUCUUAUAAAUUAUUCUUAUUUAUGUGGCGAUAACUAUUUUCAUAUUACAUAAAUUCGUUUUUGCUAAAAACAAUCCUAAAACCGAAACAGGCAGACUAGUGCAUGGCCUGUCAUUACCAGAACAUGCCCUUAAAGUGAAUGUAGCCACUCCAAUAACAAGUGGAAAUCUCGAUUGUAAUGUGAUUGAAAGCUAUACUUGUCUAUCCUUCAAAUUGAUAAUAUGUAUCAAUUCGCAGCAGACGGCACGUUGGUGUUAGACGGUGGUAUCUAUCUACACGUUAGGCCUAAAACACACUUUGCACAAUACGUAGAUCAUUUAAACUACUAUCAAAGUGAACAAUAAUUAUAACCGAUUUAAUCAUAGUGGAACCAAAUGUAACCCAGUCUCAAAAGUCACUUCUUGAAGCAAAAGUUUCACAAUUAACACUUAAAAUAUUUUUUAACAUCAUCAUUAUUGACAUCAAGGGGCGGUGGGACAUCAGUCAUUGUGAUACUCGGAUCUCUCGUGACGACUCCAGAACGAUGUGUCUAAAUCCGGCAUAAACUGGGACACUCCUCUUGGACAAAUAUUCUUAACAUUGUCGGGGCAGUGAUCUUUUGCUGCCUAAGAGUCAUACAAUAUGUAAAAAGGGAUUCGUUCCUCUACCAUAUCUCCAGUCAAUUGUAGUUGCGGAGCUUUUGCAUGUACCUUUCCAACUUAUAGCUUAGGGUCCUUGUUAGAAUUCUUAGACUUAAGCGAAGCGAAUUAGGAUCAUUUUGGGUGUACCGGUUAUCGUAUCCUUUAAGCAGGACGCCUGCAUGCAGUUUUCCUGGUGUUCUUAGCUGUAGCGUUCUGCUUGCGAUAGAAACCCAGUAUUUUAAUUAGCUCAUUGUUUAUUCUUCACUAGCGACCCGCCCUCGCUUCGGUUCGGAAACAUUAAAUUUUAUUAUUGAUCGCUGAGUCCCGCGAUGUUAUGUCCCGUCGA